AUGAGUUAUGAUGUGAUUCCAUUAGUAUUUCAGAAUUGCUCCAAUAUUUUCCGUCCGAAUCAUGAUGAAAAAUAUGCAAAUUGUUCGAUAACUGGCGGCGAAGACCCAUGUUUUCUGUUAAAGGAGCUCCAUCGCGCAAAGGAAUACCGAACCUAUUUUCUCGCAAUUCUUCCGAUUAUUCUAUCCGUUAUUGCGUGCAUUUUGAACAUUUGCUAUUUGAUUUUGCAAAUUAAAUGCUUCCGAAAUGAAAAAUCGAGUUUCAAAAAACGGCAAGUAUUCCUGAUAAGCCGGUCAAUCUCCACAAUUCUUGCCAAUGUGCUUUUCUAUAUCGUCAUAAUCGUCUGGAAAAGCAACGGAUUCAUGUAUACCUCAGCAAUGAUCUUCAUUCUAAUCGGUUCCGUCAAUUUCUUAUCAGUUACUGGAACUUAUAUCGGCCUAACCAUUCUUCUUUAUAUUGCAAUCGCAGAAAUUCUAUUCUACAGACGAAUCUCAUUGAAACACUGUUGCCUUAUUCUCGUCUCUAUAUGGGUAUUGUCUAUUGCCUCUUCGGUAUGCGUCGGCUUGUGGGGAGCCACCUUAUUCUAUCCGGACACUGCUCCAAUCUCAUGCUCAUAUGAGCAUUGUCAACGUCCACUGGCAAUCACAAUCGUUGUUUGCCUAUCGGUGUGCUAUGGCACGGUUCUCAUUUUAUAUCUUGCAAUGCUCUUAAGACUUCGAUAUUUAAUGAAAAAAUCGAGAGCAAUCCAGUCGAGAUCGAAUUCGAGCAGCAUGACAGCACUGAAGAGGCUGAGUCUCAACAUGAUCACGUUUGCAGUUGGCAGUGUUCCAAUACUUAUCGUUUGUAUUGUCGCACUUGCUAAUUUGAAAGAUCUUUCCUCAUUAGGCGAAGGGGACAAAAGCCCUUGCAAGACUUAUCUUCACAGCUCGCUGUUUGUCGAAGUGGAGCUUCUUGCGAGCAUCGCUGCAAUUGUGUGGUUAAUUGGGAUGAUCAUUGAUCCAGCAAUCAACACGAUGGCUGAUCACAAGUUCCGAUCUGUUAUUCUUAAAAAGGUUCGCAUAAUAUCAUUAUCGUUGCGACGCCACAGCGCAUCCAAAUCGACGCUAUCCACUGAUGAUCUACCAAAGGAGCAGAAUAAUAAUUGUGAAAAUGAACAAUAA
Caenorhabditis bovis is the source of this 1158-nucleotide messenger RNA. The record is from the annotation of a GenBank genome assembly. NCBI's taxonomy places the organism in Eukaryota, Metazoa, Nematoda, Chromadorea, Rhabditida, Rhabditidae.